GUUGUGCGCCGUCCGCGAUGAAGUUUGCGUGUGCACCGGUCGGCGGGGCCGCCGCGGAACUGGGGCCCGGCGCCAGCUGUUGACGUGACCGCGUGCCAUGAGCGGCCGCCUCAAGCGCGGGCUGCAGGCGCUCACCGUGGUCGCCGUAGCCGCCUACACGACGCUGCUCCUGUACCAGGGCGCCGCGCAGCUGCCGCCCUCGCGCCCCAGCCAGCAGGUGUUCCGCGGCUGGCAGGAGCGCGCGCCGCGCUCGGUGGGCCGCGACUACGACAGCCUGAGCCUCAGCCUGCCCGAGUCGGCGCCGCCGCCCCCUACGCCGCCCACGCACCGCGGGCCUCCCCCGCGGCCGCCGCCCGCCGCCACCACGGCGCUGCAGGACGUCUUCAUCAGCGUCAAGACCACCGGCAGCUACCACCGCGCCAGGCUGCCCCUCAUCCUCAAGACCUGGUUCCAGCUCGCCAAGAAGCAGACGUGGUUCUUCACGGACACGGACGAUCCAGAGUUUCAGCUGAAGACUAAUGGUCACAUGAUCAACACGAACUGUUCCUCUUCGCAUAACAGGAAGGCGCUGUGCUGCAAGAUGUCCGUCGAGUUUGAUGUCUUCCUGGAGAGCAACAAGAAGUGGUUCUGUCACGUAGACGAUGACAACUACGUGAAUGUACCACGGCUGGUGCGCGUCCUGUCGGGGUACAACCCGCAGCAAGACUGGUACCUCGGCAAGCCCAGCAUUCGCGCGCCACUUGAGAUCCUCAACAGGGACAACACCGCUCAAAAGAUCUCGUUCUGGUUCGCGACUGGAGGAGCGGGGUUUUGCCUGAGUCGAGCGCUGGCGCUCAAGAUGAUGCCCGUCGCGAGUGGUGGCAAAUUCAUUAGUAUUGGUGAGAAGAUUAGAUUGCCAGAUGAUGUAACUAUGGGUUACAUAAUUGAGCAUAUGCUUCAAAAACCUUUGACUGUAAUAGAGCAAUUUCAUUCUCAUCUUGAGCCAAUGAAAUUCUUGAGACCUGACACAAUACAGGAUCAGAUCACAUUUAGCUACUCACAUUAUAGCAAAGAUGAAAUGAAUGUUGUGAAAAUUGAUGGGUUUGACAAAAGGAUAGACCCAACCAGGUUCCUAUCAAUACACUGCUUUUUAUUUCCAUACUUCAGUUUCUGCCCAAGGUAGCAGAAGAAUGGGCAAAAAAUCCGUGAUAUGACAUUUAUGGAAAGACUGUGUUCAAUGAACAGCUUCUUUAUAGGUCAACAUUAUUAAACCUUAUCAAGUGCAAUGUAUUUUCAAAGCAAAUUCGUCAGCAUUACAUAUUAUUUUGCAUUCUGAGAGAGAAUUAGUCAUAUUUUAUCUGUUCACACUACUUAGUUGUUAUUAAAAAAAAGGAUGAUUUAUUAAGGCAGUGUUAUUAAUAAUAGAUCUGAUAUUUUUGAGAGGCUAUGUACAAUUUUGCAAGUGCUGGUGCUGAGUCCAUUACUCUGAACUGCGACACAAUGGCUGGUUUAACUGUUGGAAGUCUUUCUUGAGGCUUGAGGUGCUGUGAUGGAAAUUGUAUAAAAUUCUAUAAAUAUAUAAAUUUAUGUGACGUUGUAUUAGAUGUAUAUAGAUAUAUUUAUUGAAGUCGGUGUUCAUAUAUGGUAAAAGUUGUAUUUUGAUGCAACAUUCUUUGUCAUUCAAAGUAAUAGCAUGUUUUAAAAUUUGUAGCAAUUGCUAAAUGUGCAUCAUUAUUCAUUAAGUGAAUGAUCUCAGUGGCAGAGUAUUCUGUUGGAGUCUGCUGAUAUGUUUUAUUUUAUGGUAGUUGUGACCUCCAAAAUUAAAUUUUAGUAUGUCUUCAAGUUGCCUAUGAAUUCAAAUUUAGGACAUACUGCAUUAUGUAUCCUGAUUAUCUCUAAUACAGUUACAGGUUCUUGAAAACAUGUGAUAAGGGCCCACAUUAGCACAGGUUGUUAUGUAUUUUAAUAGUGUACCAUUUAGGCAUGCUCAGUAUAAUCUGUAUUCGAAAAAUGUAUUACAUUUCAUAAGAGAAUAGUGGAAGAGUGUAAUUUGUGUCAUUUUAUAAAAUUUCUUUUCACUCUGUAUGCUCCAGUCAGCAUCUUCUUUUACAUUGUGAAAAGUAUCAAUGCUGCUGCUGUGUCAGAAGAAAUGUGAAUUGUUGAUUUGAAAAAGAUUUACUGGUUAUAGAAAUGCAAUGUUUGAAUAUACUGAGAAUCUGCUAUUAAAGUCAUAAAAUUAGAGCAUACUGAUGGUUAAAAUAGACAAAACAAAUUUUUGGUUAAAAUGGGAAAUAGUCAAGUACAUUUUAUGUAAUAUCUUAGAACACAUUUAUUGAUAAGUCCAGCAGAAAUUUGGGCUUCAAUUUAGCUUGUCAUUGCAGACUACUAAUUUUUUAAAAAUGUGUGAACCUAAUUUUUGAACAUUGAACUUAACAGUUAAAAUACUGAAAAAGUAAACUCUGUCUUGUAUGCAUGAUUUUUAUCUUCAGUAUUUGUACACACCUUUACAUUAAAAAUGAGUGGUUCAUGCUUUUCAUUUCUCCCCUUGCAUAUAAAUAUUGUUGUAAAUUGAAAUUUGAUUGUUUUAUUUUUCUAAUAACAAAUGCUGAAAUUAUGUGAGAAACAAAUGAAAUCUUUUGAUGGAAUUGUCAUGAGCUGUACAUAAAAUAUUGUGUAAUAUUUUGUAAAUAAUGGUUUGUACAUUCAUUUUUAUUUUGGUGAUCCAAUAGUGGUAAUUCACCAUAAGGUUUCAUGUGAACCAUGGAAAUACUGAAAAUUAUUAAACAAAUUUUCUUUGUUUGCAAUAGAAGUCUAUUCUGAUAUGCAUACAGAUGUUUCAUUCACUCUAGUAUUAUUUUUGUAAAAAUAUGUUGCUCAUAAAGAUCUAUAUAUGGAAGUUACAAAUAAAAAUGUUUUGUUACCUUU
Messenger RNA from Schistocerca serialis cubense, 2904 nucleotides. RefSeq names its product fringe glycosyltransferase. The transcript has 11 exons. Bases 98 to 1162 code for a protein of 354 amino acids. Gene Ontology annotation, cellular component: membrane. Gene Ontology annotation, molecular function: O-fucosylpeptide 3-beta-N-acetylglucosaminyltransferase activity. Gene Ontology annotation, biological process: regulation of Notch signaling pathway. Lineage: Eukaryota; Metazoa; Arthropoda; Insecta; Orthoptera; Acrididae. The record is from RefSeq and is a predicted model, not a curated record.